UCUAAGUCGACUCUACAUUCAUGCAUGUAUCAAAAUAUCAAAUCUCUCGUUACUCGACUCUCGUCAACAAACCAUUCAACCUUUUUUUCAAUUCAAAUUCAAUUCAAACUGAAGAAUUUCUCUCUGCUUCUUAACCUCAAUUUUUGACAAUGUACCUUAAUAUUAUUUCUUUAGAAACUGGAUCAUAAAGAAGACCAACUGGUACACCGGAUUUAAGAUGUGCAAAAAAUAAAGCUUAAUCAUAAUUAUGCUUAUUGCACCAUAGAAAAUUCAAAAGCACCUACAUCACACCUUUUGGAUAAUCGAUUGUCUGAACGAAUGCCAGAAUAUGGAAGAUGAUAUCUUUGAAGAGUUUGAUAUGGACUUCACGUUGCCUUCAGAAGUAUCUUCAACUCCUCUAUGUAGUGGAUUGAAAAGACCAAUAAGCGGCUUGACAUGCUCGCCAAUACUAUCAGUUGCAACUUCCAGUAAAAUUAGAAAACACUUGAAAUUAGAUGAUGAAAUUGUUACAACCAGCAAUAAUAAUCUCGGUGAUACUGAUAGUGAACCCAAAUCUAAGGAUUUGGAUAAACCUGAGCUCAAUUUGUUGAACUGGGAUGAUGACUCAGUUCUCAAUCAGGUUGAUUUGAUUUGUGGAAAAGUUGUUGAAAAUGGCAGGUUGGAAUCUGGAAAUGUUUCACCAUCCCCAGAUUUAUUCGAGGAGGAAGGCAGCGAUUCUGACCAUGCAUGUGAUAUGUCAGUCGAUGUCAGUAAUUAUAAAGACAGCAGUCCAACAGAAGAUCUUGCAACCGUUGAAGCGGAAUACCAUAUGUCUGUAGAUGUUGGUAGUAACAGUAAAACGGUGGCAAGUACUAAUCAGGCUACAAGCAUCGGCAAGACUGAGCAUAACCACACUAAUCACUGGCCUGAUGACUCAGCAAUAAAUUGGUCUCAACAACAUCAAGAUAUAUUGAACAAGUCUACAGAUCGAAAAAAUGAUAGUGAUGUUUGUUUUGGUGACCGUCUGAAAAAUAUUCUAUUGAAUAAUGCUCUGAAGCCCUGUAAAAUAAUUGCAAGUACUCCAGUGUCAUCUAAAGUAUUGUCGAAUCCAAGUGACGCGAACUCAUUCUAUGGAUUGCCUUUAAUCGUAAAAACUCUCAUCAAACGAUACAAAGGAAUUAACCAGUUGUAUGAUUGGCAAAUAGAAUGCCUCAAGCUACCGGCUAUUGCAAAUAAGAAAAAUCUAAUGUACGCCUUACCUACAAGUGGGGGUAAAACUUUGGUUGCUGAAAUUCUAAUGCUCAGAACAAUUUUGUGCGAGGAAAAAGAUGUUCUCCUUGUCUUGCCGUACGUUUCCAUUGUUCAAGAAAAGGUCCGCUCACUGUCGCCAUUCGCCGUAGAAAUGGGCUUCUUGAUUGAAGAGUAUGCUGGUGCCAAAGGAGUGUAUCCACCCUUAAAAAGAAGAAGGAAACACACAAUAUUCAUUGCAACCAUUGAAAAAUCUUUGGGACUGGUUCACAGCUACAUAGAAACCAACAGAAUUUCGGAAUUGGGUCUAGUGGUUGUUGAUGAACUGCAUAUUAUAGGAGAGCCAAGAAGGGGCGCAUCAUUAGAGGCAAUGCUCACCAAAUUGAUGGUUUCCACCAAAGCUGUGCACAUAAUUGGAAUGAGUGCUACCAUUGGCAACAUUAACGAAGUGGCAGCAUUUUUGAAAGCCGAUGUCUACACUCACAAUUUCCGACCUGUUGAACUAAAGGAAUUCAUCAAAGUUGAAGAUGAAGUUUUUGUUGUAAAGAUGAACGAAGAUCCUCCACUCAAGUUCCACAGCAAAUUAAUAUUCUCAUACACACCGGAAAUGAAGCAAAUAGAUCCAGAUGAAAUAGGAGGACUUGUGAGUCAAGUGGCGCCUGAAGAGUCAUGUCUUGUAUUUUGUCCGUCGAAGAAAAACUGUGAAAACGUUGCAUUACUAAUUUGCAGAACAAUGAAAAGACAAAUAUUAACCUACAAACAAAAAGAGAAAGGUGCACUCUUCCAAGCUCUAAAAUCAGAAGGAAAUGGAUCUGUUUGUCCAACUUUGUGCAAAACCCUUCCUUACGGUGUGGCUUAUCAUAAUUCAGGUUUGACAAAUGCUGAAAGAAAAUUGAUUGAAGAAGCGUUUUGUGCUAAAACAAUAUUUUGCAUUUGUUGUACGUCGACAUUGGCCGCUGGUGUGAAUUUACCAGCCAAAAGGGUAAUUUUGAGAUCUCCAUACAUUGGCACAGAGUUCAUAAACCUCAGCCGCUACAAGCAGAUGGUGGGCCGAGCUGGCAGGGCUGGCAUAAGCAACGGUUGUGGCGAGAGCUUCCUAUUAUGUAAACCAUGUGAUACAUUGAAGAUUGGGGAACUAUUACAUUCGCCCAUGGAUAUAUGUAAAAGUCAGCUAAGAGAUCCAGAGCCUUUCAACAGCUUUCUGUUAAGUGUUGUAGGGCUAAACAUAUGCUCUUCUAAGAAAUCCAUGAAGCAACUUAUGGAGUCUACGUUACUGUUCACACAAAAUCUUGGUGAAUCCGAAAGAGAUGCAUUAGUUGAAGAAACCGUUGCUAAAUUGUUGGAGACAGGAGCUUUGCAUGUAAAAAAAUGUGAUGAUGAGGAAGAUAUUCUUUCUCUUUCCACUCGUGGACGAGCUGCUAUGAGAGGAACAUUUGACAUGGAAACUGCCAAUAGAGUAUUCGAAGACCUCCAGUUAGCAAAAAAAUCGUUGGUUGUUACAAACCAUUUACAUCUGAUCUUCUUGAUUACUCCUUAUGCUAUGAUGGAAACUAUCAAAUUCGAACAAAAGCCGUUCACAUCCAAAUUCAUGUCACUAAACAGUGAUGCAAUCCAAGUGGCUAUGGUACUGGGUAUUGAUGAACGCUGUGUUGCUCAAAUGAUGUGUGGACGCAAGCCUAAGGCGGAAUUGCUACCCGUGUUGCACAGAUUCUACUUGAGUCUUGUUCUGUUUGAUCUGUGGGAAGAGAAGAGUGUGUGGGAAGUGUCCGACUCGUUUCAGCUGUCGCGCGGUGUCAUCAGCACACUCCUCAAUUCAGCCGUUGCGUUCGCAUCUUCUGUUCUACGAUUUUGUGAGGAAUUGGAGGAAAUGUGGUGUUUCAGGAGAGUUCUAGUCGAAAUAACCAACCGUCUUUCACAUUGUUGCACGCCCGAACUAAUAGCUUUAAUGGAACUCCCAUCCGUCAAAAUUGGUCGAGCUCGACAGUUGUAUAACUCAGGUUUCAAAACAAUAUCGACGAUUGCAAACACCGAGCCGAAGACUCUGGCCAAAGUAAUCGAUCAUCUGCCUUGGAAAGUGGCACAUCAAAUUGUGGCUGCUGCUAAACUUAAAUUGAUGACAACUGUUGAAACUUUACAAGAAGAGGCAGAAACGGUUUUAGCUUUCCUUCAAAACAAAGUUCCACAAUGAUUGCACAUGCGAGAACAUUUAACUGUGGCUCCUGGCGUACAAUUGACACAGUCUGUAAAUGAUCGUUGUUUGUGAUUUAAUGUUUUCGGAUCAAAAACUUCAAUAGAAUAUUUCUGAACAAAGUUUUAAAAUCAAACGUCAUCUUACGUGAUGGAUGGAUUCCAACGCUACCGCCUGAAAUAAAUCUGGAACGUAAACUAUUGUUGAAUUCACACUUCUAGAACUUAUCGUAAUAUAUUUAUUAAUUUUAUCCCAUUGAUUCAUCAAUUCGCUCAAAGUUAUGAUCCUCAACUUGAAAUCAAUUCUAACUUAUCAUUGUUAUAAUUGUUACCUAAUGUUCAAAUUUUUGUGUUCUAAAAUCAUUGGAUAUUAGUAAUUAAUAGCAAGGAUAAUAUUUUAUUCCAGUGAUUGAUACAUUCGCUCAAAUCAUGACUUCAUCUUGAAAACUCUAGCAACUAACUCAUCAUGGUGUUCAUUGUGUUUGUUUGAAUGUAGGCUAGGUACUGUAUCGCUGUGAAGCAACUGUAUUCCAGUGAUUUAUCAAUCUGCUCAUGUCAUGGUUUUCAUCUUGAAAACAAUUCAAACAUUAUAUUAUUGAUUUUUAUUAUGUACUUUUAUUGUAGAAUACUUGUAUAACAGGGAUAAUGGAAGUAAUUCAAAAGUGUAUUAUAAUGAGAUAAAUAUUCAAGUAUUUAGAUUUUUUUAUAAAAAUGAAUCAUUGUUCAUUCUCAGUUGUAACGGGAACAAAAAUCCUAAGAAGUUUUUCAGUGGAAAAUAGCUAACUUAUUCUGAAUAUUAAACGGAUUAUUAUCAUAACCAAUAUUUGACAUUAAAAAUAUAAAAUGAGCAAGUUGCUAAAGAAGAUAAAAAAUAUUAAUUGUUUACUGAAAAAUAAUAAUUAGUAUGGAAAUAACUUCAUUAAGUUUAGUACCCUUUUUCAAACUUUACUAUAAAAUAUGGAACAAUGAAAAAUAAUAUUCAUUUUGACACUCUUGGAAAUGCCAUGAGUGCAUUAAACUAGUUUGUGUCUAUGUAAAAAAGUAUAAAAAGCGUACUAAUAAUUUUUAUAAAAAUUAUCAAAUUCGUAUUUAUUUUUACCAAGUAACGAAUUGUACAGUAUGUUAAUAGCUAGACUACUUGCUCAAAAAAUAAUUAAGAUUUGUUUAUUUCUUAAAUAGAUAUUAAUUAAAUUUUAUGUCGAAGUUCUAGAAUGAAGAACUUUGGUUUUUAGUUGAUGUUCCGACAAGAAUGAGUGAGGGUUUGUUACAAAAAUAAUAGUUGCACAAUUAACGAGAAAUAGUAGAAUUAUUACAAAAAAUAUUUAUCAAUGAAAAGCUCAGUUCAUAUUGAAGUUGAAAUAUAUUUUUGUUGUACAAAGACUUCUUGCUCAAUUGCUCUCUCUAAUUUGAUAAAUAUUUGGUAAUUAAUAGUUUUGUUAGGUACUUUAAAAAUGACUAUUCAAGAAUAUUGCAUUGUUCCAUACCCCAAAGCCUAUUUAUAUACUGAAUCUUCAAAUAAUUAACAUAUUGUUUCUCAUUAAGAAUGCAAUUUUAUCUUUUAUUUUUUCAUGUAAAUAAUCAUCUGAAAACUUCUACUUACUCAUCUUCAUCUGUUGAACAAAUAUCUUCAUCUUCGUCUGAUUGGUCAUCGCAUUGUGCUUUCCCAUCACAAAUAUUGUCAUACGGAAUGGCUGAGCCGUCCAAACAAUAGAAAUCAUUGCCUUCUCCAACAACUGAACAAUAAUAAUCUUUCAAUAAAUCCAUGUGAAUUAUAAAUAUUACAAAAGGUCCGGUGUUUAUAUAGUAUUUCAUUUGAACCAUUGAACCAGAUAGCAGAUAGUCUUUAGAGGACAUUCAGAUUAAAUAAAAUACAAUUAUUGAAAAACGUGUCAAGAUUUGUUUUUCUGGUGAGUUUUUAGUUCUCAAUAGAAUGAUAUAUCAUGAAAUAAUGUUGAAAUAUUACUGCUUGUUUAUUGAUCCAUUCAUCAUUAUUCCGCCUUCGGGAGAAGAGUAUUAGUAUUAUCGUCAAAAUCAAGUUUGAAAGAAACAAUAUUUAAAACUGUACUCAUACCACUAGUUUACGAUAGACAUAUUGUGAUUAAUGUGGAUUUCAGAUAAAUCUAUGUUGGACUCGUAAUUAAUUUUAAUAUAGGAAAAAGAAAAAUUAUGUUUAGCCUUUAAAAAAGCCAAAAAAUAAGAAACAAAACACUUAUACUAUAGUCAAUAAAUACAAUCUCAACCAGGAAAAAUAUGUUUCGAGAAAAUGUUACACUUCUUUAAACUAAUAUUUUACCGUACCUGUUUUUAGUAGAAUAAAAUAAAUUAUAGCAAGUGUGAAACGCAUCUCCAAAAUAAAUCAAAACUUUGGAAAAAUGUUCGAAGUAAUGCAUGAAUGCAAUUCGCCUCUAUAUAUUAGGUUUAGAAGACAAAUGAUAUUAGUGAUGCGCAUGCUUUUGCAUAAAUUAAUAUGCCAAUUGUGAAGUGUUACAAUAAAAACUUAUUUUACGAAGAAAUUAUGAUCCAAGAUUGAUUUCACUUUUUAUGCUGCUUGAUAUUGAAAUUUCUUCUCAGUUUUUAUUGUUUCUAAAACCGAAUAAUUUUAGACAUAAAAACCAGAACUCAAUAAACUGCUCCGAUUAAUCGAUUGUUUUUCAUUAUACAUGCUGCACUUCAUCGUUUUGGUUUUAUCAUAGCCUACAGUACUUGUAUUACUGGCAUUUUUUUACGAAGGUACUUUGUACCCAAUACAGUAGAGAUAUGGGAUAGUAUAGGAAAAGAUACCCUAUUACCAUUUAAGUAAAUACAAUAAUUAAUAGUAUAUUGCUUUAUAUUAUGGAGUUAGGAGAUCCACUAAAUAAGUACCUACGGUACCUAGCAAUUAUUGCAUUACAUUGCGUCUAAGAUGAUCCAUAUUCAUUGGAAGGAGAGCCAGAAGAACAAGAUUGCUUGCUAGAAAGAUUGCUAAAAGACAGUGUAGAAAGAAUGGAGAACAGCGCGUUGCCGAUUCUCUGUCUUGCCAGUGCCUUCUAUAGAAGAUAGUUGAUAACGGUAUAUCUGAUGAAAUAUUAACUGUUUUUCUAUAUUAUCUGUUUAUUCUUAUAUUUUAUUCGUAAGUAAUUAUAAUAAUAAUUGUUUUGAAUUACGGGUCGUAUACUAAUGCUAUCUCUAUCGAGUUGUGAAACUGUCUGGAAACUUGCAUGCUCAACGGAUUCAAGUGCCUUUUGAAAUAUAGGACAUACGCUACAGUGGCGGUUCUAGGCCUAGGCUGGGUAGGCGGCCGCCUACCCAGUUUUUAUGAGUUUUUUCAAAUUUUUCAUGUAAACCUAAAAUGUUAAAUAAAAAAAUACAAUAAAAUAUUUUUUUUUUACAAAACUACAGCUGCACCAACCCUUUUAUAUGGGUGUGAAACCAGGGUGCUGUCAGGGCCAGAGAAAAGUAGACUACAGGCAUCUGAAAUAUGGGUGCAGCCGAGAUCAUUAAAGAGAUACUGAGAUAGAAAACAACUUAAUGUAUUUUGAAUAAAUGAAAAUAUAUCUUUGAGUAGGUUUAAAUGGUAGUGCCCUGUGGGUGUGGGGAGUGCGUGCGUCAAUGGGUGAGAACACCAAUUGUGCUUGAGCUGGGCAGCUGGGUGCAAUUCGGUGCACAAUUUUAAAUUACUCGAUUGAACCUGGUUCCAAUUCAAUUGCAGGAUGCAGAGGAGGAAAUACCAGUGGGAAAUCUGAUUUCAUUUUAUUUUGUCAAUUCUAUGUGAAGACAAAAAUUUUACAAAACUACAGCUGCACCAACCCUUUUAUAUGGGUGUGAAACCAGGGUGCUGUCAGGGCCAGAUGAAAGUAGACUACAGGCACCUGGUGGUUACAUACCUCGAGUGUUUGGUCAUUCAAUUCUGAAUGAAUGUUUCACAUAAUUAUGCAGUCAUGUAGAUAGAUAGGUAGUAUAAUAAUUUUUUUCUCAAAAGUACAAUUCUUUUUUAUUCUUAAAUUCUUUUAUUAUUCAUUGUGGCAUGGGGCUGAAUAAAUCUAUAGCCGCCUAUUCCAUUGUGCUAAUGUUUUCGAUUCAAUUUUCAGUUUCAAUCUACUUAACUUGCCAGUGUACAGUCAAAAGCUGCAAAACAACCUUUUGAAAGCCAUUCACGAGUGCUCGGAGGGCUUCGGAUUCGCUUAAUCCACAGAGCAAAUACUCUAGCGGGGGCCUCUGGACGACCGACUUGGAAAGAUCUUUUAUAAGAAUAUCAAGAAACUUUUACAAGGAUUAUAAAGAAAUUUUAACUAUAAUUUCUUCAAAAUAUUUAAUAGUCUGAUAUCAUUUAUCAAGAAACGGACAACUACAUUGUUUUUUCCUGAUCGUUGUUACCUAAAUGUUUUUCUUAGAACUUAGUUACCGCAUUUAAUAAGUGCCUUCUUUUUGCGCCAUCCUAUUUAUUUUAAUAGAUCAAAAGAAACAUAUCUUUGUAUUGUAGUAAUAAAUGUUAACUGAUAUUAUCAAGUCAUCGAACUUAUUUCCAAUUUUAUAUAAUGCAGUAGCUAGAAUUUCUUGUCAAUAAAACUAUGUUUGGCAGAUUAAAAAUAAAUCAUAAUACCAAAGUAAAGAACUACGAAUAUAGUCAACGAGCCAAGCUGAAAUUCUCCUGACAAUACUUACAUUUUCCAACAAAGUAGUUUCCCUAUAAUAAUCUUUGAACAUGUUAUAUUUCCUGUGAAGGAGUCUCCAAUGUUACUUUUUGAAUACAAAUAUCACUUCUAUGUCAAUAUCUCACAAAAUGCUAUAAAAUAUUGAGAAGUUCUACUAGCAACUUCAAUUUUUUCUGGAAAGCAUAACUUUCCUUACCUAUGGUAGUAGGGCAAGGAAAGUAAAAUGUAAAGGUACUCAAUAAUAAUAAUAAUAACCAAGAUAGAAUUUGGAGUUGGAGCAGCUGAUCCAACCUUCUCAUAAAAAGCAAUAACAGAAAAACAUAGAAAUUACAUAGAAACAAUGGUGUAUGUACUACACUUUCAUUGUUGUAUCUAUGUCUUGUUGAUUUGAGUCUUGUGGAGGAUGUAAAUGAAUGCAUCUCUUACGCCCUACAGCUGCACCAACCCUUUUAUAUGGGUGUGAAACCAGGGUGCUGUCAGGGCCAGAGGAAAGUAGACUACAGGCACCUGGUGGUUACAUACCUCGAGUGUUUGGUCAUUCAAUUCUAAAUGAAUGUUUCACAUAAUUAUGCAGUCAUGUAGAUAGAUAGGUAGUAUAAUAAUUUUUUUCUCAAAAGUACAAUUCUUUUUUAUUCUCAAAUUCUUUUAUUAUUCAUUGUGGCAUGGGGCUGAAUAAAUCUAUAGCCGCCUAUUCCAUUGUGCUAAUGUUUUCGAUUCAAUUUUCAGUUUCAAUCUACUUAACUUGCCAGUGUACAGUCAAAAGCUGCAAAACAACCUUUUGAAAGCCAUUCACGAGUGCUCGGAGGGCUUCGGAUUCGCUUAAUCCACAGAGCAAAUACUCUAGCGGGGGCCUGGACAACCGACUUGGAAAGGGGGGGGGGGUUUCUUGUGAACAGCCAUUGCACAAGUCAUACACCUGGAAAGGAUACUUGUCAUACAAAACAAGACCCUAAGAACAGUACUGGGAGAUGACAGAUUGAAACACUGUAAGCCGCUCUUUGAAGAAUAUCAACUACUGACUUUAAUCACACUGUAUAUUCUUGAGACCAAGAUCCUGAUCAAUACUGAUGUGGAACUGUUCAAUAAUUAUUUAUAUCUUAAGUUUGAUUUAAGAGAAAAGACAAAAAACGGGUUGAUUCUCACAGCUUCCAAUCAAGAACUAGCCUGAGAAUUUUAUUCCUAAUAAUUAUACUAAUUCUUGACAAUCAAUUUAACUUGACUUUUCAACUUUAAGGAAUCGACUAUACAUAUUUAAAAAGAUUGAUCUAUCUAAGAUGUAGAUAAAUAAAUUGGUCAAGAUUUUGUUUAAUUUUUCUAUCUUGAGAUUCAAUUUAAUAAAACGUUUGAUAAUA
This is a messenger RNA of Nilaparvata lugens (brown planthopper), 9397 nucleotides long. It is a transcript of the gene mus301, whose product is annotated as helicase POLQ-like. NCBI's taxonomy places the organism in Eukaryota, Metazoa, Arthropoda, Insecta, Hemiptera, Delphacidae. Gene Ontology annotation, molecular function: nucleic acid binding; ATP binding. The record is from RefSeq and is a predicted model, not a curated record. The transcript is spliced from 18 exons. The coding region runs from base 329 to 3415 and encodes 1028 amino acids.